AUGGCCAGCUUACUCCGACGGCCAGGCAAUCUUGCUCAAUACUCGAGGGGAGCCGCAGACCGCAUUUUCCGCGCAGGAGCGCUUUAUACACGCCUACCACAGUCGAGAUUAUCCAUACUACUUAUAGCGCAACGCAGACGGACGUUUGCUACGCAAAGCCCCGGUGAACCGAAACCUCCGAACGGCAAGGAUGAAUCGAAGCCGACGCCAGGAAAGAACGGGGAAAACAAGAAUGGCGAGAAUAAACCAUCACAAUCGCCUCAUCCCGAGUCAAAGUUGACUCCGGAGGAGUACCAACAGGCCGACCUGUUCGUUCAACAUAUGAAGGACUGGCUACCGGGUUCGCAACAUAAAAUGAUUGACGAUUUUCGAGCAAAGAUGGACAAGAAAGGGAUGUCUGCCGAAGUGCGGGAAUUCGUUGAACAGUAUGUUAUAGCUGGAAAGCCGCCAUCGAUGAUGGACCACAUGAGGAUGACUCGCCACAUUUUGAAGGAGUUGAGUAGUGAGGAGAGAGAGGAGCUGACGUCCAAAUGGAGUGAAGUAAAGAACGAAGGUCAGAAAGAAAAGGGCAAGGAUGACAAGGGCAAGCAACAAGGACAACAAGGAUCGCAGGGUUUCCAGGCCUUCGAGUUCAAAUUCGAUCCUGCAUCGUUCUUGAUCAGCUCGCUCAUAGCUUAUUACGCCUACCGAAGUCUCUUCCCUGGUGAAAACGGCAAGGAAAUUACGUGGCAGGAAUUCAGGAACAAUUUCUUCGACAAGGGUUUGGUGGAGCGCUUGACCGUUCUCAACUCAAACCGAGUUCGGGUUGAGCUGAACCGCGAUGCCGUUUCCCGAAUGUACCCCGAUUCGCCUGCGACUUCUCAGAACUUCCACUACUACUUCAGUAUCGGGUCCGUCGAUAGCUUUGAGCGCAGACUUGACGAGGCACAGAACGAGCUUGGAAUUCCCAGCUCCGAGCGAAUUCCUGUUCAAUAUACCGAAGACGUUCCAUGGGGAGCUACCCUUCUCUCAUUCGGCCCAACGCUUCUCAUGAUUGGUACUUUCUUCUGGCUUUCAAGGCGUGCUGGUGGCGGUGCCGGUGGCCAGAGCGGUAUAUUCGGAAUCGGAAAGAGCAGAGCUAGGCGCUUCAACCACGAGACGGAUAUCAAGAUCAAGUUCUCUGAUGUUGCUGGAAUGGAUGAAGCGAAGGUAGAAAUCAUGGAAUUUGUCAGCUUCCUUAAGAGCCCGGAAAGGUUCCAAAAGCUCGGCGCAAAGAUUCCUCGUGGUGCCAUUCUCUCCGGUCCUCCAGGAACUGGUAAAACACUCCUUGCCAAAGCCACUGCCGGCGAGUCUGGUGUGCCCUUCUUCAGCGUCAGUGGUUCAGAGUUUGUGGAGAUGUUUGUCGGUGUCGGUCCUUCCCGUGUUCGAGAUCUUUUUGCCAACGCCCGCAAAAACACACCGUGUAUCAUCUUCAUUGAUGAAAUCGAUGCCAUUGGUAAAUCCAGAUCGAAGCAGAGCAUGGGUGGUGGAAAUGACGAGCGGGAGAGCACUCUAAAUCAGAUCCUUACCGAGAUGGAUGGUUUCAACACAUCCGAUCAGGUGGUUGUGUUGGCUGGUACUAACAGACCCGAUGUCCUCGACAAGGCACUCAUGCGACCUGGGCGAUUCGACCGACAUAUCACAAUUGACCGUCCCACGAUGGACGGCCGCAAGCAGAUCUUCCGUGUUCACUUGAAGAAGAUUGUUACGAACGAGGAUAUGGAUUACCUGACUGGCAGACUGUCCGCUCUGACUCCCGGAUUCGCUGGUGCUGACAUUGCCAACUGUGUUAACGAGGCUGCUUUGGUUGCUGCCCGUGUGAACGCGGAUAGUGUGACUAUGAAGCACUUCGAGCAGGCUAUUGAGCGUGUUAUUGGCGGCCUGGAGAAGAAGUCCGUCGUGCUCUCGCCCAUUGAGAAGCGCACUGUCGCCUAUCACGAAGCUGGGCAUGCCAUCUGUGGCUGGUAUUUUCAAUGGGCCGACCCGUUGCUCAAGGUUUCCAUCAUUCCCCGUGGCUCAGGAGCUCUUGGUUAUGCCCAAUACCUCCCCGCCACUGGUGACACCUACCUGCUGAACGCCAACCAACUCAUGGAUCGGAUGGCAAUGACUUUGGGGGGUCGUGUCAGCGAAGAGUUGCAUUUCGAAACCGUUACGAGCGGAGCUAGCGAUGACUUUAAAAAGGUCACUCGCAUGGCCACUGCCAUGGUUACCCAGUGGGGUAUGUCAAGCAAAGUAGGAUACGUCAACUACGAACAAGACCAGCAACAAUUUAGCAAGCCAUUCUCCGAGGAAACGGCCAAGAGUAUCGACCUUGAAGUUCGCCGAAUCGUCGACGAAGCAUACAAGAAAUGUCGUGACCUCCUCACCUCAAAGCAGAAGGAAGUCGAGCUCGUGGCAGAGGAGCUCCUGUCCAAGGAGGUGCUUAGCCGCGACGACAUGAUUCGCCUUCUCGGCCCCCGUGAGUGGCCCGAGACCGAACAAUUUGCACAGUACUUUGACAACAGGCACGGCCAGACCAUUGCGCCUCCUGAGCCCGAAACCGGAAAGGAAGCCGAAGGAAAGGACGGAAGAGAUCAGACGCCCAUUCCCCCAUCAUCAUAG
Aspergillus calidoustus is the source of this 2619-nucleotide messenger RNA. NCBI's taxonomy places the organism in Eukaryota, Fungi, Ascomycota, Eurotiomycetes, Eurotiales, Aspergillaceae. The record is from the annotation of a GenBank genome assembly.